AGAAAAGUUUACCUAAGAUUGGGAAAGACAUUUUGUAAUCUAUAAUUAGAGUACCUAUAAAAUUGCUUCAAAACAAAAAAAUAAAUGAAAUAUCAUUUCCGUAGCUAUUUUCCACGUUGCUUGUUGCUAACUUCAAGACAGUGAGUAAGCGAGCUUGAUGAACACGAACCGCGAAUGUCCAUCAUCUGAAGACUAAUUUCAUUGUCUUGUUGAAACGCAAAGCAAAAUUCUGGCAAAAUUGUGCGCGUUCGUGCCCGAUGUCUAGUGCUGAAGUCGCCGAUAAUUCCGUUGACCCCCCGGCGAAAAAGCGGAAGCUAAACACAGAAGAAUCCCGUUCCAAUUCCUCUGCAAUGGCGAACAAUGGAACGCGUGUGGAAGAUGAAAUCGACGAGAGUUUGUAUUCGAGACAACUGUAUGUGCUGGGACAUGAUGCCAUGCGCCGUAUGGCGAGUUCGGAUGUUUUGGUCUCAGGUCUUGGAGGACUCGGUGUGGAAGUGGCUAAAAACGUGAUUUUGGGUGGUGUGAAGUCUGUCACUUUACAUGACGAGCGGACUUGUACAGUCGCUGACUUGUCGUCUCAGUUCUACUUGUCUGAGAAAACUAUUGGCCAAAAUCGUGCGCUGGCGUCAUGCGAACAGUUGUCAGAACUGAACCACUACGUGCCGACUACGGCGCACACGGGACCUCUGACUGAGGAGUUCCUUUCUAAAUUCAGUGUCGUAGUACUGACGGGAGCGUCGCAGGCUGAGCAGGAACGCGUGGCCGCAAUCACUCAUUCUAAAAAUAUUGCCUUGAUCAUCGCAGACACGAGAGGUCUCUUCUCUCAAGUGUUCUGCGACUUUGGUCCUGAGUUCUCAGUUGUGGAUGUAACAGGUGAGAACCCCGUGUCUGCUAUGGUAGCGGACAUCACACAUGAGUAUGAAGCUGUUAUCACAUGUUUGGACGACACUCGUCAUGGUCUUGAGGAUGGAGACUAUGUUACUUUCAGUGAGGUCCAAGGAAUGACUGAACUAAAUGGUUGUGAGCCCAGAAAAAUCAAGGUACUCGGUCCUUAUACCUUCAGUAUUGGUGACACAACCAGCUUCUCCAAGUAUGAGAGGGGCGGCAUAGUUACACAAGUCAAGAUGCCUAAGAAACUCAACUUCAAACCUCUAAAAGAGUCCUUCAAGAAUCCAGAGUUUGUGAUCACAGAUUUUGGGAAAUUUGACUACCCUCAACAAUUGCAUGUGGCUUUUGCUACCCUCCACAAGUACCAGGAAAGUGAGGGCAGUCUCCCGAAGCCAUGGUGUGAUGCUGAUGCAGCAAAGUUUAUUAAUUAUGCUAAGUCUCUAGUUAAAGACCAGGAAAUCUUUAAAGAUGGUGAAAUAGAAUUGAAUACAGAGCUUUUGGAAACAUUCAGUAAGGUUUCAUCUGGGGAUUUGAAUCCCAUGAAUGCAGCCAUUGGUGGUGUAGUCGCCCAGGAAGUAAUGAAAGCCUGUUCCGGCAAGUUUCAUCCCAUUGUCCAGUGGCUAUACCUUGAUGCUGUUGAGUGCCUUCCCAAAGAUAGGUCAGCACUUACCGAAGAGUCAUGCAAGCCUGUCGGAUCAAGAUACGAUGGACAAGUAGCUGUUUUCGGACGAGAUUUUCAGAAAAGAAUUGGUGAACUGAAGUACUUCAUAGUUGGUGCUGGUGCGAUCGGCUGCGAGCUGCUGAAGAACUUCGCAAUGAUCGGCGUGGGGGCGGACGGCGGCGCCAUCACGGUCACCGACAUGGAUCUCAUUGAGAAGUCUAAUCUCAACCGACAGUUCCUCUUCCGACCUUACGACGUGCAGAAGCCUAAGUCUAGCACUGCUGCUAAGGCGAUCAAGCAAAUGAACCCGGCGGUGAACGUGAUCGCGCAGGAGAACCGCGUGUGCGCCGAGACGGAGGCCGUGUACGACGACGCGUUCUUCGAGGCGCUGCACGGCGUCGCCAACGCGCUCGACAACGUGGACGCGCGCAUCUACAUGGACCGCCGCUGCGUCUACUACAGGAAGCCGCUGCUCGAGAGCGGCACGCUCGGCACCAAGGGCAACACGCAGGUUGUGGUCCCGUUCCUGACGGAGUCGUACAGCUCGUCCCAGGACCCGCCGGAGAAGAGCAUCCCGAUCUGCACGCUGAAGAACUUCCCGAACGCCAUCGAGCACACGCUGCAGUGGGCGCGCGACGAGUUCGAGGGCCUGUUCCGGCAGGCGGCCGAGCACGCGGCGCAGUACCUGCGCGACCCGCACUUCCUCGACCGCACCAUGCGCCUGCCCGGCAGCCAGCCGCUCGACGCGCUCGACAGCGUCCGGCACGCGAUCAACGAGCGGCCGCUGAACUUCGCGGACUGCGUGUCGUGGGCGCGGCUGCACUGGGAGUCGCAGUACUCGAACCAGAUCAAGCAGCUGCUGUACAACUUCCCGCCCGACCAGCUCACCACCAGCGGCGCGCCCUUCUGGUCCGGCCCCAAGCGCUGCCCCGCGCCGCUCGAGUUCGACCCCAGCGACGAGCUGCACCUCGACUACGUGGUGGCCGCCGCCAACCUCAGGGCCCACGUCUACGGGAUACCGAACUGUGUGGACAGGCAGUACAUAGCGCAGAUCGCGUCCAGUGUGCAGGUGCCAGAAUUCAGUCCCAAAUCCGGUAUAAAGAUUGCGGUGACUGACGCCCAGCUGCAGCAGAACAACGACGAGAUGGACCAGGACAAGGUGAAGAACAUUAUCGCCGAGCUGCCACCGCCGAGCAAGCUCGACAACCUCAAGGUCACCCCGCUCGAGUUCGAGAAGGAUGACGACACCAACUUCCACAUGGACUUCAUUGUGGCCGCGUCCAACCUCCGUGCGGCCAACUACAAAAUACCGCCGGCAGACAGGCAUCGCUCCAAACUGAUCGCCGGUAAGAUCAUCCCGGCCAUCGCCACCACCACCUCAGUCGUCGCCGGCCUCGUCUGCCUCGAACUGUACAAACUCGCUCAAGGCUUCAACACGUUGGACGUCUUCAAGAAUGGCUUCGUUAACCUCGCAUUACCCUUCUUCGGCUUCUCCGAACCCGUCGCUGCCCCAACCAACACCUACUACGACAAGAAAUGGACCCUCUGGGACAGAUUCGAGGUCAAAGGCGAAAUAACACUGCAGCAGUUCCUAGACUACUUCAAAAACGAACACAAACUCGAGAUCACAAUGUUGUCGCAAGGGGUUUGCAUGUUGUACUCGUUCUUCAUGCCGAAAGCGAAGCGCCAGGAGAGACUCAACCUGCCCAUGUCUGAGGUGGUCACCAAAGUGUCCAAGAAGAAACUGGAGCCCCACGUGAAAGCGUUAGUGUUCGAAUUGUGCUGCAACGAUGAAGACGGGAACGAUGUCGAGGUCCCAUACGUCAAGUAUACAUUGCCUUAAUAGAAAGAUAUGUAACGACGUACGAAAGAUCACGAGCCAAAAUUUUUUAUCGUAUUCAAUUCGGCGACGCGGCGACGUCGGGUCUGGUGCAUUUGAAGCAUUUAAGGCAUUAUACAGUUGCCAUUCCACGUAAUGGUUCUACACGAAUUUCACAAUAAAGGGUAUUUUUAAUGCGAUCGUGGACGCGAUAGAUGUAAACUCGUUUUAUACUCGGCUCGGCUCGUGAGGGCCGCGACGGCGGCGGGCCCGCUCUGCGGACGCCAGUGUACAGUGAUAGUGUUACCUGUGUGACGUUUUAUUUGUGCUUUAGAACACGCUUUCGUCUUCAUAUUAUAUAUUUAUAGUAGUAUAAUUGUUUGCUCACACCACACCUCUCAUCAUACGCGCUAGGUUUUUGUUUCGUGAAAAUUAUUUGAUUUUAUAACAAAUUAUUGGAUAUUUUUAAUGUUCAAAUCAGAUGGGUCUGUAUAUGGAAAGAAAUAAUAAAUAAAAAUUUGAGCA
Molecule: messenger RNA, 3893 nt
Organism: Galleria mellonella (greater wax moth)
Lineage: Eukaryota; Metazoa; Arthropoda; Insecta; Lepidoptera; Pyralidae
Gene: Uba1
Product: ubiquitin-like modifier-activating enzyme 1
Exons: 8
Coding region: 258-3392 (1044 amino acids)
Biological process (GO): protein sumoylation
Cellular component (GO): SUMO activating enzyme complex; cytoplasm
Molecular function (GO): SUMO activating enzyme activity
Source: RefSeq, a predicted model, not a curated record